Drosophila suzukii is the source of this 811-nucleotide messenger RNA. NCBI's taxonomy places the organism in Eukaryota, Metazoa, Arthropoda, Insecta, Diptera, Drosophilidae. The record is from RefSeq and is a predicted model, not a curated record.
ACUUCAAACAAGUAGUCCCUGAAAUAAAUGUACAUAAUUCUAAAGUCAAUCUUGUUUGCAUAACGACGGAGCCAAAAUUUGUUUUCCUUAAAAUGUUUCAAAAUCGUAUAUUUUGUUUUUUGAUUUUUGCCAUCUUCCUGUUAACCGCAUGUGCUUCAUUUAAAAAGGACCUUGUAAUGUGUGGGGACUGCACUAAGGAUAACAAGGAACACUGCAUAAUUGAAAGCGAUUCGGGAUACUAUGUACAACGACACCAUCCCCUUUCUGAAUCGAUGGCUUUAAGAUCCAAAUCAUCCCCUCCGCAAACCGCUGACUUGGGCGUGUGCAUGCCUAGCAACAUGAAAAUUGAUGCCGAAGAUGGAACUUUCCAAUAUAUUUGUGUUUGGUCACCCGAACUUGGUUGUCAUGUUCUUACACCUAAGGGCGAAGAGGGUACCAGUUGUUCGUUAUGCCGAACGAGAGAUAUUGAUGAUAUACCAAAUUGUCCGUGUAAGAGACCCAAGUCUGGCAAAGGCAAAAAGAAAAAUGAGAAAUCGGGAUCAAAGCAAAUCUACACCGGAUCUCUGCUUGUAAUUAUUGCUGCUUAUAGUGUACAGCAUGUUCACCAGGCAACUUACUUAUGAAACUAAAGCUACAUAUAUGGGAUUUAGAGACGAGUUCUAGAACAACCGAGUUAAUAUUUUACCAAGACCUUACCGGAUUCCCAAGCAAAUGCAGUUGUUCACAGUUCCUCUAUCCCACGUUUCUAACUAAGUUGUUCUAAUGGCAAUACUUCAUGUAAAUAAAUAAUUAACGAUCAAAUGUUUCAAAA